Messenger RNA from Delphinapterus leucas (beluga whale), 10035 nucleotides. NCBI's taxonomy places the organism in Eukaryota, Metazoa, Chordata, Mammalia, Artiodactyla, Monodontidae. The record is from RefSeq and is a predicted model, not a curated record.
GUGCAGGAGGGCGGGACUGCUCGGGCGCACUGGCAGCCGGGUUCAGACAGGGUUAAGACCAUCACCUGCAGUUGAAGAGCGACCCAGAUGGGAAGUAGGAAGUGCCGCGCCUGAGCUUCCUGUAUAAAUAAACGCGCGGCUCCUGGGGCUGCUGCUGGCGUGCGGCGCCCCACGCUCUGCAAGGUUCCCGGGCAUCGCAGCUGUGCCCCGAGGCGGGAGGUGGUUACAGGUACUCCUCCUCCGGCCCAGUAGGUCUGGGAGCCCGAGCCCUGGUGCAGUCCUGCAGAGCGCGACGCUGUCAGCGGCAGAGGGAGAGAAUGGAACAACUCCUCCUCCCCGGGGUGCGAGCAGCCCCGGCUGGCGGUGAGCGCGAGGGAGUCUGCUGAGAAGCCCGGCGGCCGGGAGGAACGUAGCUCUCCUGCCAGGGAUUGAGGAGACUGAAGAACGCUGAAGACAGGCUGAUGGGCUCAGCUGGUAGGCUCCACUGUCUCACCAUGACCGCUGCCGAAAAUCCCACACCUGGAGACCUAGCUCUGGCCCCCCUCGUCACUUGCAAACUCUGCCUGUGUGAACAGUCUCUGGACAAGAUGACCACGCUCCAGGAAUGCCGGUGCAUCUUUUGCACAGCUUGUCUGAAACAGUACAUGCAGCUGGCAAUCCGAGAAGGAUGUGGGUCUCCCAUCACUUGCCCUGACAUGGUGUGCCUAAACCACGGGACCCUACAGGAAGCUGAGAUUGCCUGUUUGGUAUCUGUGGAUCAGUUUCAGCUUUAUCAGCGGUUAAAAUCUGAACGAGAAGUUCACCUGGACCCCUACAGAACGUGGUGUCCUGUCGCAGACUGUCAGACGGUAUGCCCCGUCGCAUCAAGUGAGCCAGGACAGCCCGUGCUCGUGGAGUGCCCUUCUUGCCACCUGAAGUUCUGCUCGUGCUGCAAGGAUGCUUGGCAUGCAGAGGUCUCCUGCAGAAACAGUCAGCCUAGCGUCCUGCCAACAGAGCACGGGGCCCUCUUCGUGACGGAGGCAGAAGCCCCCAUUAAGCAAUGCCCAGUGUGCCGGGUUUAUAUUGAACGCAACGAAGGCUGUGCUCAGAUGAUGUGUAAGAACUGCAAGCACACGUUUUGCUGGUACUGCCUCCAGAACUUGGACAAUGACAUUUUCCUCAGACAUUAUGACAAAGGGCCGUGUAGGAAUAAGCUCGGCCACUCGAGAGCCUCAGUGAUGUGGAACCGAACACAGGUCUGUGAGUUCCAAGAAAAUGUCCUCCUCUUCCAAUUGCCUGCAUCAAUGGAGUCCCAUUUAGCCACACACUUGAAGGAUUACGCGUCAAUUUCGGAUCAGUGGGAGGCGGAACCCGCGGGGGCGGAACCCGGAGACGGUACGGUCAUUUUAUGUAAGGGACUUGUGCGUCCACGGUCAUUUUAUGUAAGGAACUUGUGCGUCCACGAGUUCGUAUUCGUGUGUGUCCUGGAGCCAGUCCCCAGAGGAUACCGAGAGCCGACGCUGUAAGUAUAUAUGUGCAUAUAUACACAGAAAUGUAUAUAAAUAUAUGUAUACCGGUGUACACGGGUACAUACAUGUCUGUUCGGGACUUUGGAAGCAAGGCUAUGCCAAGGCAGCGGUAGGCCAUGCGGAAAGAAACCGCUAAAGCACGGUUGUCCCAGGGCAGCAGCGACCACAGCCUCACCUUUGUGCUGACAAGGCUUCUGGAUAUGAUCGUAAUUGAAUAAGCUUCGGGCCUGCUUCUUUUUCUGCCUUUGGAUGCCUUGUGUGGAAGUUAUCUCUAGGUAUGCAGUGUAACUGGGGAGGGUAGUGUGGGCACUGGGGUGCCCUAGAGAGCUGGGGCCACUUGCCCAGCUCUCAGAUGAAAGCAUUUCACAUGGAUGUGGAAAAGAGUUUUAAGAGGGGCCACUGACAGGACUGCACUCUCAGAAAUGGGUGGCCCUUCUCAGUAACUCUUUCCAGUUCUCCUAUUCCCCUUUACCACCUCCUCCUCCAUGGUGAAGCACUCAGGGCUGAAAGGUGCUUCCUUCCUGGUUUAGGGCAGAGAAUCUCUUCCCAGGUCUUGGGCUCUCCCCAGCGGGGAAGGAGUGCCAGCUCUUACAAAGGCUUUAUUGUGUGGUGUCAGGAGGGGCUGGCCCAGGACGGGCAAGGCAGCUCUGUUGUGGGCCAAAGAAGAAGCCCUAGUAGGGAUGGUCUAAUGGGAGGAAAGGAUGUUGGUGGGUGUAUGGUUAAAUCAUAGUAGGGGAUUUCAGUGAAAACCCAAAAAUUAUGUGGUGGUUCCCCUUCUUUCACAGCAGCCUAGAAUGCUCUUUUAUGUGAGCUGUCUUCAGGGAGGAUUAAGAAAUCUGGAAACAACAUGGUUUUACUGCCCCAAUUUUUUGCUUUCUUGGGCUCUUCUUUCUUCCCCUAUCUCAUGGUUUUUCAAGGUUGAAUCUGGAUGUGGAAACAGUACUCUGGGUCCUGUUCUGCUCAGGGUGGGAUUUGUCUGAAGUAUUUAAGGUCCCCUUAAAUCAGGGGCUAUCUCGGGGCCUGAGAUAGCACAGUACUUCUGUCUUCCAUCUCCUUCCCCCAACCCCAGUGAAAGUGAGGGUACCAGUGCUGGCUGUAGGUAUGAUUUGCCUUUGGUCCCUGGGAAGUCUGUGGGCCUGGAGGUGUAGGUGUGGGGCCUUAGGGCAUUUCCAUGGCAGUGUCAUUCUGGUCUUCAGGUUCUUCUUCUGUAGUUUUCAGAACAGUCCUUGGGUUGCUGGGAGCCAGGGGUCUGUAUUUGGGUCUGAAUCCUGCUGCCAGUUAGUCCUGUGACCUCAGGUAAUUUACUGCAUCUCAUUUUCCUCCCGUUACCUGUUGGAUGGGAACACUUUGUCAAUUAUAAAUUAGUGUAAAGAGCUAUAAUUCUGGUACUUACAUGGUGGCUAGCUUGAUUUUUGUUAAGCAUGUAUGUAUAGGGAGGGAGGAGAACGUCAUCAUUGAGUUUAGGGUCAGAAAGAAAGAUUCUGUAAACUUAAAAGUGUGGUUGCUGAGGGGCAUAGAGGAAAGGAAAGCACAGUAGGUGCAUUUCAGAGUGUGGUCAGUUGCAUAGACCAGAGAGAAAAGGUUGGGGUGGGGGAGCAGAAGGAGAAAAAGCUGGCUGGGCCUUCUGUUAAAAGCUAUGAGAGAUGACUUUUUUGGUGCAAAGAGAUAACAAAAUCUCUCCACAGUGCCUCACAUUCAACCAUUAGAGAUUUAUUCCUUUGGAUGAAACACUGUCUUUUUGGUUACCAUUCUCAUUUAAAAUAUAGAUGUUUCUAGGGGUAACAUAUUAAUCUAUAUAUACCUUUUUCUGUUCAUUUCCCAACCUGACAGGGACAGCCUGGGUAAAAGUGAUGGUACAGGAUUAACUGUGAAGGAUAAGUUAAAUCAGUCUAUGGAUGAAGAGGAAAACUUUAGAGAUUUCUUUUCACUUACUUCACCAUUUUGCUUAGACCUCAGCUUCACGUGGAGUUUGCUGAGAGGAUAGGGAAUGAGUGUGCCGAGGCUUCUGCCUGAUACUGGAACUGAGUCGGGGUGAUACUUUAACCAGAGAGUGGAGAAAACAAAUCCCUGGUGUCUAGAUACUGAAUAACACUUCUCUUCCCUCACUGUAUGCUGUUGAGUAUGUUGGCCAAGCUCAAUGGAAACACUGCAUACCCAGGCAGAAGCACCUCAUGCCUUCUGCAGAGAAACUGCUUUUCCCUUCACAGCCUGUGUUGCCUCAAGACAAGCUCUGAUAUCAGGGGGAAAUGUGUGCUAAUGGCAAUUAAUAACCCGUCACAGUUCACAAAAGCCUUUCAAAUCCAUUAUGGCAUUUUGUUCUCACACAUUCCUCUCAGGGAGGUAGAUGAGAUUCUGGAUCUAAUUAGUAUAUGAGAAAAUGAGAACUCUGAGUUGCUGGGAAAAUCAUGAAGUUGCCUUGAAGCCACAUUGCUGGCCCCUAGCAAUUGAAUCAGUGUUGACGAUGAUAAUGGUAGGUGCUUCUUCUGUUAGAAUAUCAAUUUAUUUUUGUUUCUUUAGCUCCUCUCUGAUGAAAAUGAUACCUACAAUGGCAAAUUUGAGGCACCAUAUGUGAAAUGCUGAGACCCCUUGGUGAGAAAGGGGACAUUGAAAGCCAAGCAUGCUUGCGCAGUUACUCUGAUGCAGCAGUUUUCUGGUGCCAUCUAGUGCUUCACAGUAGGAAUGGCAGAUGAAUGGCUCAGUCAUAAAAGGACACAGGUUGCAGCAAAGUGAGUCUUUAAGGUGACAGAGUUGAGUUUUUCUUAAACUGGGUAUGUAAGUCAUUGUAUUUAUUUUCAGAGGUUUGAGAAGAUUGUUUUCUUUAAAAGUUGUCUUCUCCCACAGAUACUUUAGGAUUGGGAGGAAAGACCUGAUGAACAAAUUCAUAGCAUGUUAUAUUAUUCAUUUUACCCAUGGGUAGUUGCAUAUUAAGAGGACUACAGAGAAAGAACAAUAAUUAACCCUAAAGAAGGGAUCCCUUUAAUUGACUCUGAGUCCUUUGAGGGUAGGGAGUAAGUUGGUUAUCUUCAUACCACUAGCCUAGCAAACACUGGCCACAUAGUAGGUACCAGUGAAUAUGCGUUCUGUCUCUCACUGAUGGUAUGAUUUCACCCCAGUGGCAUCUGGAUGAGGAAGGUGUACACCCUGCUGGCCGGUGGUCUUCUCAGAUCGUGAGUGAGUUAUGGGAUUCUUCGCUUAUUUUCACAGAGGCAGGUAGCCUGAGAAUGGGAGGCAUGUAUCUUUGAGACAAAUACCAACCUGGUCCUUUUCUAGAAGCAGGGCUGAAUAUUUUAAAGGAUAGUUAAGGAAUAUGAAAAUAUAAGAGCAUUUAAGGCAUAAAACAGAGAGAAUGUUAAAAAUCCAUUUAUAGGCCCCAUCCUUAAAACUGGAAUUAGGAUUAGAGUCAGGGACCCUAGCUGAACGAUAGAACAGGCAUGGGCCUUAAUUUUAGAAUGGUUUCCCCUGAGGCAGAGCUUUCUGAGACACAACUCUUGCCUUUAAGGGUGAGCUUCAGAAAAAAGAUACUUGGAAACAAAUAUGGUUGACCCUUGAACACUGGUUUGAACUGCGCAGGUCCACUUUUACUCAGAGUCUUUCGAUCGUAAAUAGUAUAAUACUGCAGGGCCCGAGGUCGGUUUAAUCUGUGGAUGUGGAACCAUGGAUACAGAGGAACUUAGUAUACAGAGGGCCAAAUAUAAGUUAUACUCGCGUUUUCUACUGUGUGGAGGGUCGGUGCCUCUAACCUUGCAUGUUCAGGGAGGGUCAACUGUAGUUUGCUCUUUAGACAUUUUAAUUCUUGCUCUUGGUGACCCUAUGCAUAGGGCAUCACUAAACAUCCCUAGCCCUAGGUUUCACCUGGCUACUUAUUGUUGAGCUAUGGUGAGGGCAUGUAGCCAUGUCUGCUAAUGUUCAAUCUAACAUCCACAUGGAAAGGUACAUGCUUUGAGCCUUUCUUUUAGGAACUGGGAGUCAAUCUAAGGAGGCAGAGUCUACAGGCCUAAAAUAAGUGUGAUGAUACUUACUCUUCAUUUCUAUUUCAUUUUUACAUUUGCUUUUAGCAACAGCUGUGUGCAUGAAAAUGUGUGCGGGUCAAACAUGGGACUAAGUAAAGGAAACUGGUUAGUUCUUUUGAAAAACAAAGAAUCUUUUUGAAAAGUAAAUAAUCACACAAUUCAACUUGAUAAUCUAUGUGUAGGCCAAGAUAUGUUCAUUAAGGGUCUCUCUUGUUAAAUACAUGUUCCAUGUUUAAGCGAUUACAGAAAUUCAUUUAAUCCUUGAACAAGAAAUGGAUUGGCUUGUAGAUAUUUAUUGAGGCAAAAAUGCAUAUGUCCCUUUAUUACAAAAAUUAUAAAUCACGAAUAGAUUUUCAGAUCAACCCUCCAAAAGCUAUUAAACCCAUGAGAUAGGUUAAAUAAUGCAAUUUGUAACUGAAGCAAGUAAAAAGAAUACAGGUAGAAUAGUCAAAACUAUGAAGGAGAUGCCAGAUUCAGUAGAAAUACAUUUUUAGUUAUCAGGGUUGUUUCAGUAAACGUAGUGUUAGAGAAACAUGAAGAAGAAAAAUACCUUUGUAUUGAGAUGUUGGUGGCACUGAUUCUUGUGUCUAAGUUAGUCUAAAAAUGGGUAGCCUUCUUGCGUUUGUUCAAAGUUGGCCGUUUUUCCCCUCAGAAUUGAAGCAGAGUAAGAAGAGGAGAGAUUUUUUUUCUGGACUUAGCACAUAAGAUCUAGAAAAUAAAGAUGGAAGAAGAGAAUUUAAAAAAAAAAAGUGUGGGUGUGAAAAAGAUAUCUUGAAGUUAGCAAGUGGCCUGUAAGUAGAGAAGUUAAGAAAAUCAACUCACGGGAGUUUGUACAACCUCCUGAUUCCCAAAGGAAGUGAAUCUAUGUCUGCUAGUUUCCAUGUUGGCUGACAGUUAUGUACGUUAAAAGGAAAAUAGUAUUUUGCAUGUUUAAUGACUUUUGAAGAUCAUUUGCAAAGUUUUUUUUUUUUUUUUCACAUAGCAACAUGAUACAAUGGUUUGGGAAAGAAAUUUCAAUUCAGGAAUUUUCUUUAAAAUCAAAGUCUAACCCCCCUCCCUAAUCCCCGUUAGCAUUGAUGUUUUGAUUCCUAUACCAGUAAAGAGCCUAGCUUGGGCUUUUCAGGGUGACAUCCCAUCCAAAAUCUCAUGGCAAGCAAGCUUUUCACAAGUAUCCAGUUGCCUUUCUGUCUCUCUAUGUGUCAGACAGGCAGGCAGCUGUGAGUCAUCAAAUACACAUUGGGGUCACUUGGGAGAUAGUCUUCAUGAAAAUAAAAAAUGGGUUUGAGUAUUUAUUGAUUUUUUUCUCUUCAGUGUGGAAUGAGAAAGCUCCGUCAAGUAAAGCAGUGGGUCCUUAAAGUGUGGUUCAGGACUAGCACCGUCUAAGUGAUGCACUUGGGAACUUGUCAGAAAUGCAGUUCUCAGGCUUGAUCCCAGACCUACUGAAUCAGAAACUAUGUGUGUAGGACCCCAGGUGAUUGUGAUCCACACUCAAGUUUAAGAACUUCCGAGUAAGUUCUGCGUGGAUGAGGUGGGGAGAACUAAGGGAAGUAGGUUAGGCAGUGAAACCAGUUCAGGCCAACUCCUUCCAAAAUACAGUCAUUGUUCUAUGGCUGAAAGAAGUUUGAAAGGAACAUUAAAGGUGGUCUCCUGCAGUGUUAGGAAAUCAACCAAACACAGCUCGAGGGAGAGUGGAAAGGGAUGGGGGGAGUACUACUGAUUUUCUCUUGGGGUUGAAGCUGAAAGGUUAAUCAGGUCUACAAUCCCUUAUUCAAAUUUCUAACUCACAAAGCUCUGAAAACCAAGAGUUUUAAUGUAAGUUUGGCACCAAAAUUCAUUGGUGGCAAAACCUGUCUGGAAUUCAUAUGAGAUUAUUUAUGAUCAUUAUAUUUAUCCCACUUAGAGUGAAUAUUUGUGUUUUGUUUUGAUAAUAUUUGAUAAAAUAUUAAUACAUUUGAUUAUGGGGUAAGGCCCCAUAUUCUACUGGAGGUCUUAGUAAUUCAUUAUAUUUGCUUUCUAAAUUCUGAAAAAUUCUCAAUUCUGAAGUAUAUCUGCCUCAAAGAUUUCAGAAAAGGGAUUGUGGAUCUGGAUAGGUUUAAGAGCCUCUGGUCAUUUCUCAGAGCCAGCCAACUGAACCAACUCCUUUUUCUCCCUUCCUCCUGUCUCCUCUAAUGACCCAACUGUCUGAAGUAAAGGGGUCCUCCACACCAAGGAUGGAAAGAUCCAAGCCAAGCCCCAAGGAUAGAUCUGCUGGGGAGGCCGUGGGUCUAAGAGCCACUGUUGGAGCCAAGAGACCCACCCUUUCUGUCCGGUGCUACCCAGACUGGAAAUUCCUUGAGAGUGGGCCCAUAGCUUGCACAUCUUUGAGCCCCAGUACCUUGCACAGAGCGUGAUGUGCUAAAUGAGUGGGAGAGGCCUUGUGAUGAAGAGGUAUAAUCCAGGAAGAUGGAAGCAGCUCCCGUUGGUAGAGUUGAGGCCGUCCUGCUUUGCCCUCAUCUUCCUAGGCCACACAGCUGUCAGAGCAAAGACUAACUGGUAGUAAAUGCAGAGGUUAUUCCUUCCCCCACCCCUGUGUCCCCCUUUUUAAAAAUUAGCUAAUUAGGAGCUAAUUGGCUAAUUAGCUCCAUAUUUUAUUCACAUUUUGUUAAUUUCUGCAUAAUGUCCUUUUUCUGUUCCUGGAUCUCAUCUAGGCUACCACAUUUACAUUACAUUUAGUCAUCAUGUUUCCUUAGGUUCCUCUUCCUGUGACAGCAGAGAGGUGAAGUGCCAUUCUCAUCACAUCCAUAUCAGGGAUUAUCGUUCCUUUUGACGGGGCUCUUCUAGGCUGUGGUUGUUGAUUGCUUACUGAUGCCUCAUUCUCUUUGUAUUGGGAUCUCAGGUAACUCUCCAGGGUUAUGCUCACUUCCACAGAAUUCAGAGUUGAGUUCUAGCUGGCUCAGCUGUGCUGACCUAACCAAGUAUUUCCAGUGGAAAAACCCAACUUAAAAAAGGAAUUUCUUAGUUCAUGUUUUUACAAAACCCCAAAUUUUGGUUUUAGGCAUUCCAGGAUCCAGGAACUCAAACACAGUCAUUAAGAAUCUGUCUCUCAUAUAUUGGCUUUGUUCGCUUUGGGUUGGCUUCAUUUUUAGGCUGGCUCUCUCCAAAAUUUAGAAAAGAGGAUUCCUAGAAAUUCAGAAUCUUUAUAUUAUCCUUAGAGCUAGGAUUUUCAGGAGAAAGAGCAUGCUUUCCUGAGAAAGUCCAGCAAAAGCACUUAGGGGAGGAAAUUCUUGUCUCAGUUUAGGUGGAUGCUUGUUUCAAAACCUGCAGCAGGCUCUACACUGCUCUGAUUGGCCAGGCUCAAGUCAUGUGCCCAUUUCCAGAGCUUGAGGGGUGGGGCCAGCCCCAUCUAAACCACAUGGGCUGCAAAGCAAAGAAGGGAAAGAAAGGUUGAAUGAGUUUUCUAAGCUUGUUUGUUAAAAUGGAAAUAGUAAUAUGUACAGGAGAUGUUCUGAGAGCAGAAAGAGAAAAUUGGUAUCCUAACGAACAUUUAUUUGAUGCUUACCAUGGUAUGCCAGGUGCUUUUCUAAGCAUUUUACAUAUACCAACUCAUCUAAUCUUCUGAGCCACCCUAGGAAGUAGAAAUCAUUAUUACCUUAAUUUUACAGACAAGGGAACGCAGGCACAGUCAUACUAUUGGCAAAUGGUGGAGACAGGAUUUAUGCAGACGCUCUGACCCAACAUGUUCUUAACAAUCUCAUGAUGCUGACUACUGAGAAAACAUUUGGCACAGGUAGUGCUGUGGUGCGUCGUGGAGACUUCCCUCCAGGACCGUGGUGUUAAUUCACUCAUCUCUGCACUUGUUGGGAGUGUUGGUUGCUGUGGGAUUGAAGUCCCUCACUUUCAGUUGCCCUCUGCAGAGGGGAGCAGCCUAGCCAGAGUUCACUUUGUCCUUAGGGACAGCCUGUAUCCAGUGACUGGUUGACGCAAAAGUUCAAACGCCUGUCGGCCUGGCCUCUGUAGGGCCAUCCCAGCUCUAGAGCUCCCUAUAAGACUAGUCAAUAUGUCCUUCUGCCCAAUGCUGCUUCCCUCACUGUCUUACAGGGUUGUCCCUGGAGCAUUCCCCAUAAACUCCUUUCUGCACACAAAUCUCAGUCUCAGAGUAUAUAACCCAGGGAACCAACUGAAGACAGCUAGUUGUUAUUCUUCAUCUUUGUGUCUUCCACAGAGUCUAGCAUAAUGAAAUCUUUGUCUAAGAUACUCCAAGAUGAAUGAAUGAAUGAAGAUAUGUAGACAUUACUUUGGGGAUAUACUAUUGACCCCAUCCCUUCUCUGAUAUGAGGACCCAAAAGUACAUGAAAUAAAGUCUCUGCUUAUAGGUCACUCUGUUAGGAAAGCCUUUCCUUACCAUCUAAUAUAAAAUUCCAUCUUCCUCCCUAUACUCUGUCACUCUCAGUCUCUCUUACUCUGCUUUACUUUAUCAUAACACUGAUCACCAAAGCUUUCUCUCUUUCUCUCUGCAUCUAUCCAUCUAUUUGAUGGAU